AUGGACCCCUUGAGCGUCAGUGCGAGCGUGGUCACCUUUAUCGGGCUCGCUCUUUCAAUAACCAAGGCCAUCCACGACGGCUUGCCUACAAUCAACGAUGGGACACACACCAUUCGAUCCCUUAAGGACGAGUCCGCCGAGCUGGGAAGGAUCCUUGAGCGACUAUCACUCAUCCCAAUGAGCACAACCGACGCAACAGAGCUUAACGGCUUAGUGAGAAAGUGCAGUGAUGAUUUGACGGGCUUAGAAGCCAAGCUACUUCGGCUUGACACGUCUGCGGCUGUUGGCCGCAGAUGCAGAGCCUGGCGGAAGCUGAAAGCCUGCUUUACGGACAGGGACCUGGCAGAGAUGCAACGCGUCGUUCAAGGCCACGUCCAGAGGCUCACGCUCUGGUUGAAUGUUUUACAGUUGAAACAAACUUCUUCUUCAGAGACACGAUGGACCGAAAUCCUCGGCACCGUUCAAAAACUCGACAGGAAUGUGGCGACCCUCUGCAAGGUUGAUUCUGUUCGGGCCGCUGGCGAAAGCUCAACACGUGGGCGAUUUGUGGAGCUGGACAGCAUGAAAAGGAUAUCUGGCCCUGAUCACAAAAUUUCACGAUUGAUGCAUCUGCUGGAAAAGAAGCCAUCUGUCGUUGAAUGUGACGAUGCACCGCAGCUUAUGGGUGACCUAGAGCAUCUGUUACGAUCCGUUCAAAGAGACGAAGUAACGAGUGCCGUUUCCGACGAGGCUUGCUGGCCUCUAGUAUUGAUGAAUACAAUGUCACAAGGAACGGUGCUCCACCAGGAACAGAAACGGAAAGUAAUCGAUAUCGGCGAUGGCGUCGUAACGUUAACGACCACCAAACGACGAGGGAAACACAAGAGACACUGUGAAAAUGCUGCAAGCAGCCAGGCCAUCUAUCGAAGGGAGUUUACGGCCCAGCUCGUCUUCAAGUCCAAAAGCACACCUACGAUGCUGACGCUGUCAGUGAAUCAAGGCCAAGUUCUCUUUGACAGCUUCACCAGCAUGCUUCCCGAAGUCAUAGUCAAUAAUAUUCUCCCCUGUGACUCUUUGGUGUUCCAACUCACCUCAAAUGGAUCUAUUCAGCAGCUGAUGACUCUGGUUGCUGAAGGCAAAGCCAGUCUCCACGACCACGACACUGAUGGCAAGUCAUUGUUGCAUCAUUCGGCAGGAAAUAUCUCGAUGUGCAGGUUCCUCGUUGAGCAGGGCUUAGAUGUGAAUGAGCUAGCAGGCUCAAGUCGAACACCACUUCAUUAUACGCAAUUUGUUCCUGAGACAGUUCAGUGUCUACUGGUCGCUGGUGCGGACCCGACCAUUGAAUCGGCUCACUCUGCAAGCUUUUUUCUCCAUGCUAGCGUCCAGACCGACGCUCGUGGCGAUUUGGUGCUUCGUGGAAUGUUCAACAGGAGCCCGUUUGUCCGUUAUGCGGAUCGAGGCACACUAGAGUGUAGCCCGUUCCUGAUGUGCUGCACCAUACCGUUCGAGCGGAGUUGCAGUGAUGAAGAGGCAGAACUUUUCCUGUCUCGGCUGCGGUUUCUGCUUGGCCAGGGUUACAGUGUGCACGACGAAUACUCAGACGGCACGAACACCAUCAGCAACAUCAUCCGAUUUGCUGCGAAUCAACAGUAUUGUCAAGCUCAGAAAGACAUCUUGGUGUUUUUGUUGAAACACGGCGCUGAUGCCCACUCCCUUGGCCUUUCUGGGAUAUCCGUCUCAAGGUUUGCAUACAAUCAAGCGUUGUGUACAAAAUGCCGUGAAGUCUACCCGGCACACUUGGGGGACCUCUGGGACUCUGUUCUAGAUGACUGUGGCUACGAGAUCUUGGAAUUCAGAAAGAUUAGUCCCCGAAGAGCUCGCUACACAAAAGACUACACGCGCGAGGUCUUUGAGCAGCUCUGGCAAGGGAAGGAGGAUCGGUGCCCCUACUGGGAUGACGAGCCAUGGCCAGAAGCCCCCCCUGAGGAUGUUCAAGAGAACUGGGCUUUUUUUCACACCGAUGGGAGAAUCUGUGUUAGAUGCGAUCACUGCUUUCAGGGGUAUAUUUAUGGCAAUGGGUGUGGCACGUGUGGUUUUUGCUGCUCGAUCGUUGGCUGCCAGUGCGCCAAAAACGGGACGCCCGGACAUAAGAAGAACUGCCACCGCCCUCUUCGUCGACCCUUCGAAUGGGAUGAAGAAAAUUGUCGGUAUUUCUUCAUCGAGGAUGGUGACUCCUCAGCGCAAGACGUGUCGGACGAUCAUCAAUCAUUGGAUGAUGCAUCAAUCGACAACGGGUUUUGCUCAGAUGAUUUGUUUCAGAAAGAGCAUGGCCAAGAAGACCAGACAUUGGCAGUGAAUCCACAGGAGGAUCGUGAUUGGGAUACAGUGUCGCCCACUUCGUCACAAUCAUCGCAGUAUACGGUGGACGGCCUACGGUCCCUGCCGGAGCUCUUUGAGAAUCCUUGGGAGCGAGACUAA
Messenger RNA from Fusarium vanettenii 77-13-4, 2457 nucleotides. RefSeq lists its product as uncharacterized. The record is from RefSeq and is a predicted model, not a curated record. NCBI's taxonomy places the organism in Eukaryota, Fungi, Ascomycota, Sordariomycetes, Hypocreales, Nectriaceae. The transcript is spliced from 5 exons. The coding region runs from base 1 to 2457 and encodes 818 amino acids.